ACUUCAAUAGUGAACAUGGCAACGAUUUCCAUGGCUAGAAUUGUCCCCAUUAUAGUUUCCAAACUCAUCAUUCUCAGCACCAUCCUCUCUCCUUUAGCCAUUAUUCAUGCUUCAAAAGAAAAUCAAGGCUUUGUAAGAAGCCUGGACCGCAAGCUAUAUGGGUUCAAGAAAGAAAAGCUAACCCAUUUUCGGGUUUAUUGGCAUGACAUUUAUAGUGCCCCCAACCCUACAGCCAUCCCCAUAGUGACAUCACCUUCCAACACAUCAGCAACUCUUUUCGGUUCUUUAAGCAUGAUCGAUGAUCCAUUGACAGAAAAGCCAGAACUAAGCUCGAAAUUGAUAGGAAGAGCUCAAGGGUUUUAUGGAUCAGCAGGACAAGAAGAAACUGCCCUUUUGAUGGCCAUGAACUUUGUUUUCCUUCAAGGCAAGUACAAUGGUAGCACCAUUAGCAUACUAGGGAGGAACCAUGUUUUUUCCAAGGUGAGAGAGAUGCCGGUGAUCGGAGGUAGUGGGCUUUUCCGGUUUGCCAGAGGAUAUGCUCAAGCCAAUACUUAUAGUUUCAAUGCAAAGACAGGAGAUGCUGUUGUUGAGUACAAUGUGUAUGUGUUACAUUAUUGAUCACGUUGCCCUUAUUUUUUGUGUUAAGUGAUUUAUAUUGGCAUUUUGCUUCAAUUACUAUUUAUAGUCUGUCUAUCUCUCUGCUAUAUGGUAGCUUUGAAUGACAGUGGCUUCAUCUGAUUUAUUCUGUGUC
This is a messenger RNA of Populus trichocarpa (black cottonwood), 751 nucleotides long. RefSeq names its product dirigent protein 22. Bases 16 to 618 code for a protein of 200 amino acids. The transcript has a single exon. The record is from RefSeq and is a predicted model, not a curated record. NCBI's taxonomy places the organism in Eukaryota, Viridiplantae, Streptophyta, Magnoliopsida, Malpighiales, Salicaceae.